AUGCGGCAGGUGGUGACAGGUGGUGCUGCAACACACGCCACCAUGCUGCAGGUGGUGACAGGUGGUGCUGCAACACACGCCACCAUGCUGCAGGUGGUGACAGGUGGUGCUGCAAUACACGCCACCAUGCAGCAGGUGGUGACAGGUGGUGCUGCAACACACGCCACCAUGCAGCAGGUGGUGACAGGUGGUGCUGCAACACACGCCACCAUGCAGCAGGUGGUGACAGGUGGUGCUGCAACACACGCCACCAUGCUGCAGGUGGUGACAGGUGGUGCUGCAACACACGCCACCAUGCUGCAGGUGGUGACAGGUGGUGCUGCAACACACGCCACCAUGCUGCAGGUGGUGACAGGUGGUGCUGCAACACACGCCACCAUGCAGCAGGUGGUGACAGGUGGUGCUGCAACACACGCCACCAUGCAGCAGGUGGUGACAGGUGGUGCUGCAACACACGCCACCAUGCAGCAGGUGGUGCCAGGUGGUGCUGCAACACACGCCACCAUGCUGCAGGUGGUGCCAGGUGGUGCUGCAACUCACAUGACCAUGCAGCAGGUGGUGACAGGUGGUGCUGCAACACACGCCACCAUGCUGCAGGUGGUGCCAGGUGGUGCUGCAACUCACAUGACCAUGCAGCAGGUGGUGACAGGUGGUGCUGCAACACACGCCACCAUGCUGCAGGUGGUGACAGGUGGUGCUGCAACAUCACGCCACCAUGCUGCAGGUGGUGACAGUGGUGCUGCGGAACAUCACGCCACCAUGCUGCAGGUGGUGACAGGUGGUGCUGUGCAACACACGCCACCAUGCUGCAGGUGGGUGCCAGGUGGUGCUGCAAACACACGCCACCAUGCGGCAGGUGACAGGUGGUGCUGCAACACACGCCACCAUGCUGCAGGUGGUGACACAGGUGGUGCUGCAAACACACGCCACCAUGCUGCAGGUGGGUCAGGUGGUGCUGCAACACACGCCACCAUGUUGCAGGUGGUGACAGGGUGCCAGUAA
Molecule: messenger RNA, 1002 nt
Organism: Homarus americanus (American lobster)
Lineage: Eukaryota; Metazoa; Arthropoda; Malacostraca; Decapoda; Nephropidae
Exons: 1
Coding region: 1-1002 (333 amino acids)
Source: RefSeq, a predicted model, not a curated record